AAAAGGCCGGUACCGGGAGGCGGGACUUGAGUUGGUUUGCCGCUGUGUUUUUCUUCAAGAUGGCGGUGUGGCAGUUGAGUCAGUGUGGCGCCGCGUUGAGUGUGUAAUACUUUAGAAAGGUAGCUUGGUGCACGAAUACCUUUGUGUCAUAUUUAUCGCUUCCAGAAGACACCAUUGGAGGAUGAUCAGUGCCUAGAUCCCAUAUUAAGCUGAAUGCAUUGUGAUUUCCAAUAAUUGAGACAGUGAUUCUGAAAGCUGUCUACAUUAAUGAAAAGAACAAUGUAGUCAGCUUAGCAUUUUCACCUCUGGUACGUGGUCUAUUAAGGGAUGUGCUUCUGCAUGCAUUCUGGCUUCAGAUAGGCAGAGUCUCCAAACAGGUCUGAAUCUAGAAUAAGUUAUCAGUUUGUAUAAAUUAUAGUUCGCUAUACAGAGGAAAUGGAAGUAGAUGAUGUGCUACCCCCUCUCCCCUUGGAGCCACCUGUUGAUUUUGGCCGUGAUGAGGGCAUAGCACCUCCACCACCUCCCCUGCAAACGUCCAGUGACGCAGAGGUAAUGGACGUUAGCUCUGGUGGUGAUGGAUACACAUACACCCCAGGGGACGGGGAAGCCCACCCACAGCAGCCCUCUAUAACCUUCCAUAGCGACCUCUCGGAUGAGGCUAAUCCCAUCCCGCCGUGCCCCAGGACGGCCCGCCACGCUCCCCAACUCGCCGGGUUCCUACCAGACCUCAAGCUGCUCAGAGAUGUUAAGAUCCGUGUAAGCUUCACUGAUAGCAGCAAUAGCAAAGACCGGAAGGUUUUGUACACGGGCGAGGGGCAGGAGGGAGGAAGUGGCGAUGGCUUAGAGAGCGUGAAUGGUGAGUUGCAUGACUCCGCUAGCGAGCUGGAGGCACCCGAGGGAAACGACAUAGCGGGCAGAAGAGCCGAAGAGGCAGAGGUAGACCUGGAGAAUAAGGUAGAAUUUGCUGUCCUGGAUGAGUUGGAUGACCUCUACGACAACUUCCUGGAUAAUGACGACGCAGAGCUGGGUGGCUUUAAGUCUGAGGUCAUAGUUCAGCAGGAGCAAGCAGACGAGGAGGCCGUGGCUUUCUCCUAUGAGGAGGAGUUUGACAAUGAUGUUGAUGCUCUGCUCGAGGAGGGCAUGCCAGUCCCCAAAAAGAUGCGUCCAUCCGAGGACAAAUACGGCGGGGACAGCGACCAUCCGUCAGAUGGGGAGGAGGGAGGCGUUCAGCCCAUGAUGACCAAAAUUAAGACUGUCUUGAAGAGUCGUGGGCGUCCACCCACCGAGCCUCUACCUGACGGAUGGAUCAUGACAUUCCAUAACUCGGGUAUUCCUGUCUACCUGCACAGAGAGACCAGGGUCGUGACUUGGUCUCGACCCUACUUCCUUGGGACUGGCAGCAUUCGGAAACACGACCCUCCUACCAGCAGCAUCCCCUGCCUCCACUACAGGAAAAUGAAGGACAAUGAGGAAAGGGAGCUGAACGGAGAGGUGACGGCCAUGUCCGAGGAGGUUCCCAACGCAGCGGAGACUCCCGUCAAGCCCAGCUACGAAGCAAACGGGGACGAGCUGGCGGACAAGUCGGACGCUACGGGUGAGGAACUAGACGGCUUCCCUCCUCCCAUUGUGGCCGAUGUUACGCCAAAUGUAGAGGAGGACGAGGAUGAGGACGCCGCUGCCGCCGCCACAGCCAAAAGGAACCAGAAGCUUAAAGAUGCCCACCUCUGUGAAAUUGCCCACGGCGCCUUGGGGCAAGUCAAGGCCAAGGUGGAGGUGUGCAAGGACGAGUCGAUAGAACUUGAAGAGUUUCGCCUUUACCUGGAAAAAUGCUUUGACUUUGAACAAGUCACGGUGAAGAAGUUCCGCACCUGGGCUGAGCGAAGGCAGUUCAACAGAGACAUGAAGAGGAAGCAGGCCGAAUCGGAGAGACCCAUCCUGCCCGCCAACCAGAAACUCAUCACACUGUCAGUCCAAGAUGCCCCCACUAAGAAAGAAUUUGUCAUCAACCCUAAUGGGAAGUCUGAAGUCUGCAUCUUGCAUGAAUAUAUGCAACGUGUCCUGAAGGUUCGACCUGUUUACAACUUUUUUGAAUGUGAGAACCCAAGUGAGCCUUUUGGAGCGUCGGUCAUUAUUGACGGAGUUACGUACGGCACCGGAACCGCAAGCAGUAAAAAACUUGCCAAGAAUAAAGCUGCUCGAGCCACACUGGAAAUCCUCAUCCCUGACUUUGUGAAGCAGACCUCUGAGGAGAAGCCUGUUGAGGGCGAUGAACUGGAGUAUUUUAAUCAUAUCAAUAUAGAAGACUCAAGGGUGUAUGAGCUGACCAACAAAGCAGGACUACUUUCACCAUAUCAGAUUCUUCAUGAGUGCCUUAAACGAAACCAUGGAAUGGGAGACACGAGCAUUAAGUUUGAGGUGAUUCCGGGGAAAAACCAGAAGAGUGAAUAUGUGAUGACCUGUGGGAAGCACACCGUGCGUGGCUGGUGCAAGAACAAAAGGGUUGGCAAACAACUGGCGUCUCAGAAGAUCCUGCAGAUGCUUCACCCCCAUGUGAAGAACUGGGGCUCACUGCUGCGCAUGUACGGCAGAGACAGCAAUAAGAUGGUCAAGAAGGAGAGCUCUGACAAGAGUGUGAUCGAGCUCCAGCAGUAUGCCAAAAAGAACAAGCCAAACCUUCAUAUCUUGAACAAACUGCAGGAGGAAAUGAGGAAACUAGCCAAGCAGAGGGAGGAAACGAGGAAGAAACCCAAGAUGACCAUAAUGGAGUCCGCCCAGCCAGGGAGCGAACCCCUCUGCACUGUUGACGUUUAAGUCUCAAACUCACUGAAGAACCUCGGCACUGAAACCAGGUCACUGUCAAGACAUCGCAGCCGACCAUCCAUCCCUUAAUUAUGCAUCACUGACAUCGAACGACAGCGUAGUUCCACUUGGACCAGGUCCCUUCGACUACUCGCAUCUCUGGCCCGUGUUUGAUUUGGUUCGGCUGGUAAAUGGAGGCUCUCAAUGCACCAACAAAGCAAGUACCGUCCACCUCUCAGGAUGCAGCUUGGCUAUGGCACACCGGGGGCGGGGGACUAAUCUCCCGGGCUGCAGAGAAGGUAACAUGACCUGAUAAUACAUGAACUACAUCAAAAUAAAAAUGCAUGCUCGUUUGACCGAAAAACCACUACACACCUUUUUGUUUAGUUUGGCAGUGUCAGAGUACCAGCACCUUUUUUCUUUUGUGCUUGAGUAUUUGAAAGGGACUACUAGUACUUGUGUAUUUAUACCAUUCAUUUUAUUGGAAAACAAAGUUACUUGUUUAUUGGGUAUUUUAAUAGUUGGUGUUUUGGGUAACGAAUACAAAAAUACGCCGUUUUCUUUUCCUCAGAAGGAAGCGCUGCUGUCCUGGUUUGCACGAUUUAAAAAAACCUACGUAGUGAGGUGAUGACUCUUGAGAUCUAUUGUUAUGCACUUGUCCUGUCAUGUUUUCAAUGACUGCUCAUGCUGUUUGUACAAAACAAAAACUGCGUCUUGAGUAUUUGAGGUGACUUGCAUAUAAAGGCACUUGCUUUUUUUUUAUUUCUCUCCCUCAUUUGCUUUGGCAGUACCAGGAACAUCGCAGUGAACCAGAGCACCGUAAUGUGUUCCGCUUCCUUUUUGCUCUUAGUUUAUGUCAGCUGUUUAUUGAAGUACUAAUGCCACGCCCACAGACGUAACCAUCCAGUACAUUUCAGUAGCUUACUUAGUUGUGGUGCACUUAAGAAAUCAUGUUGCCUUAGUUGAUCCAUUUCAUGAAGGGCUCGAAGUAGAAUACGCUGGACCUAACACCCUUCAACGCGAGGUGGAGAGACCAAGCCCCCUUUACCAGAUAAAGCAUUUAUCGUUUAGCAAAUUAGAACUUUACUGAAGACCGCCUCUAAAACAUCAGAUACUUGAAGGACAAAUGCCUCCAGCCUGUGCAGAUUAAGACUCGUCUUAAUGGAUUGUGUAAUUAGUUUGUUUUCCAUCGUUGUCACAGUAUUUUCUGACUCCAGGUAGAAUGCUUUUUUUUUUUUUUUUUUAACAAAAGGCAGCCUUUUUUCAAAUGGACUUGGUACACUCGAACAAAAUGCAAUUAAGUCAUUUAGUGCAACAGAAGCUGAUGAAAGUGUGUACCAAAGCUUACAUACAGUCUUAUGCAUUUUAUAGGAUUAAUGUUACUACAAACUGCACAGUAGAAACUGAUUAGACCCAAUACUUGCUGGAACAAAAUGGAAACUGCUGUGCAACAAGUGUUUAGCCAAUUUAGUUUUUGUUUUUUUCUACAAACUGUUCAUGGCGGCUGUUGUGAUAUUGUAGAUCGCUAUAAGAAUGUGCUUUCCCUUGUGUUUGUGUCCGUGUGAGGAGAAAAAAAAACCUUUUUACAUCUUUCUGUUGAGUUGUACCAAUGAAUUGUUUGAGAAGUUGCUGCCUAGAAAAUGAAGUAUGUAUUGCAACCUGAGCUCCACGAUAUUUGUUAUGCAAAUAAAACGUCCUCAUGAUUA
Messenger RNA from Gasterosteus aculeatus aculeatus (three-spined stickleback), 4505 nucleotides. RefSeq names its product DGCR8 microprocessor complex subunit (gene dgcr8). Gene Ontology annotation, cellular component: microprocessor complex. NCBI's taxonomy places the organism in Eukaryota, Metazoa, Chordata, Actinopteri, Perciformes, Gasterosteidae. Gene Ontology annotation, molecular function: identical protein binding; double-stranded RNA binding; primary miRNA binding. The record is from RefSeq and is a predicted model, not a curated record. Gene Ontology annotation, biological process: primary miRNA processing.